Molecule: messenger RNA, 1030 nt
Organism: Suricata suricatta (meerkat)
Lineage: Eukaryota; Metazoa; Chordata; Mammalia; Carnivora; Herpestidae
Gene: TMEM92
Product: transmembrane protein 92
Exons: 5
Coding region: 55-540 (161 amino acids)
Cellular component (GO): nucleoplasm
Source: RefSeq, a predicted model, not a curated record
GCCUCUCCCCUCCUCCCUAGGCACACACGGAAGCUCUGUGGCCCCCACGCCAGGAUGUCCGACGCCUGGGUCCCAGGCCUCGUACGCACCUUGCUGCUCAGCCUGCUGGCUGGCUCCCAACAGGCUGCAGCCAAAUGUGGUCUCUUCUUCACCUGCCCCAGAGGAUUCAAAUGCUGUGGAGACAGCUGCUGCCAGGAGUAUGAACUCUUCUACAGUCCCCUGAGGAUCUUCGUCAUCACCUUCUUCAUCAUCACCCCCCUCCUGUGCAUCUGCUGUCUGGCUAAGCGGUUCUGUCGCAGCUGCAGAGAACAGGAGCAGGACCCCCCAGUGGAUCACCAGGGGCCCCCAGAGCUGCCCUCCAUUGCCUCCCCCGAGGGAGUCACGACGUUUACCUCUGAACCCCCACCCCCCUACAACGAGAUUAUUCUGAAGCCCGUCCUGCCCCCAUUGGAGCCACCCCCUCCUUACAGCUCCAGGCCCGAGGAAUAUCCCGAGGAAUAUGCCGGGGUGCCCAGGGGCAUCGACAACCCAGCCUUCUGAGCCAUCUGCUGCCGGACUAUCCCAUCAGCCACCUCCUCCUCAGUGCCUCCUGGAUCAAGCCAGAGACUCUCGGGACCCCCUGUGAUGCCCUUGACUCUAACUGUUCUUGGUUUUAACUUAUUGCUUUUCCUGUCCCUGCCCCGCCCCUUGCUGGGACCUUGAGGCAGAAACGGUCCAGCCACUUCUGUUGUCCCAAGCGCCCACCCUCCCACCGCCAUUUCAAGUGGGAGGCUGCCAGGAGGAAAAUGGCAACACUUGGAGGUGCCUGACAGUCGAAUGGGCUACUCUGGGGAGUGGAGAGAACCCCGUUUCGGGGGUUAUGCAAACCCUGAUUGGACAGCCAGUUCUGAGAUACUAUAGAAGGCACUCCCGUAGUCCAGGGAGAUUGGACUGCAUGGGCUCUGAGCCACCCCAGGUCUACCUGAAUAGAGAAGACCCCAUUGCACCCUCCCCCAAAAUGUGUACACACUAAAUCUUAAGCUGAUUGUCA